Messenger RNA from Acanthisitta chloris (rifleman), 1894 nucleotides. RefSeq names its product zinc finger protein 618 (gene ZNF618). Bases 151 to 1782 code for a protein of 543 amino acids. Lineage: Eukaryota; Metazoa; Chordata; Aves; Passeriformes; Acanthisittidae. The record is from RefSeq and is a predicted model, not a curated record. The transcript is spliced from 4 exons. Gene Ontology annotation, molecular function: protein dimerization activity.
CCAGCAGAAAGUGCUUUCAGCAGAAGAGUGGAAGGCAAAGGGCAAAACAACUUUGAAGAAACAAACAGCAAUUCCCAGAACUCCAGUGAGCCUUACACCUGUGGAGCUUGUGGAAUCCAGUUCCAGUUUUAUAACAAUCUCCUGGAGCACAUGCAGUCCCAUGCAGCUGACAAUGAGAACUACAUUGCCUCCAGCCAGCCCAGGUCACCUCUCCCUGUGGUUGAGGAAAAGUGGAAACCACAGCUCCAAAGAAAUAAUGCCAACAACACAUCAGCGAGCGGCUCGGUGGGGAACAGCGCGAUCCCGGAGAAGGAGCGGCAGAACAUCGCCGAGAGGCUCCUGCGGGUGAUGUGCACUGACCUGGGGGCGCUGAGCGUGGUGAGUGGGAAGGAAUUCAUCAAGCUAGCGCAGACCCUGGUGGAUAGUGGAGCUCGUUAUGGUGCCUUUUCCGUCACCGAAAUCCUUGGCAAUUUCAACACUCUGGCCCUGAAGCAUCUGCCUAGGAUGUACAACCAAGUGAAGGUCAAAGUCACCUGUGCCCUGGGCAGCAACGCCUGCCUCGGCAUCGGGGUCACCUGCCACUCGCAGAGCGUCGGUCCCGACUCCUGCUACAUCCUCACGGCCUACCAGGUGGAAGGGAACCACAUCAAGAGCUAUGUCCUGGGAAUUAAGGGGGUAGACAUUCGAGACAAUGGUGAUUUUAUCCACCACUGGGUGCAGAACGUGCUGUCGGAGUUCGUGAUGUCGGAGAUCAGGACGGUGUACGUCACGGACUGCAAGGUCAACUCCUCGGCCUUCUCCAAGGCAGGGAUGUGCCUGCGCUGCUCGGCCUGUGCCUUGAACUCAGUAGUGCAGAGUGUGCUGAACAAGAGAACGCUACAGGCUCGCAAUAUGCACGAGGUGAUCGAGCUCCUGAAUGUCUGUGAAGAUCUAGCAGGAUCCACAGGCCUCUCCAAGGAGACCUUUGGCUCCCUGGAAGAGAGCUCUCCCCCGCCCUGCUGGAACUCGGUCACUGACUCUCUGCUGCUGGUCCAUGAGCGCUAUGAGCAGAUCUGUGAGUUCUACAGCAGGGCCAAGAAGAUGAACCUCAUCCAAAACCUGAACAAACACCUGCUCAGCAACCUGGCAGCCAUCCUGGCUCCGGUGAAACAGGCUGUGAUCGAGCUGAGCAACGAGAGUCGCCCCACCCUGCAGCUGGUCCUGCCCACCUACGUCAAACUGGAGAAACUAUUCACUUCCAAAGCUAAUGAUGCUGGGGUGGUCAGCAAACUCUGUCACCUCUUCUUGGAAGCGCUGAAGGAGAACUUCAAGGUCCACUCAGCCCACAAGGUAGCCAUGAUCUUAGACCCCCAGCAGAAGCUGCGGCCCGUCCCACCCUACCAGCACGAAGAGAUCAUUGGCAAAGUCUGUGAGCUGAUCAAUGAGGUGAAAGAAUCCUGGGCAGAAGAACCAGAAUUUGAACCUUCAACCAAGAAGCCUCGUGCAGCAGGGGAAGCCACAGCAGCUCAGGAAGAAGAUUGGUUCGGGAAAAAUGAAGUGUAUGAUUAUUUGCAAGAACCUCUCUUCCAGGCCACCCCUGACCUGUUUCAGUACUGGUCGUGUGUUACCCAAAAGCAUACAAAACUAGCCAAGCUAGCCUUUUGGCUCUUAGCAGUGCCUGCUGUGGGUGCCAGGAGCGAAUGUGUAAAUAUGUGUGAGCAGGCUCUCUUGAUCAAAAGGAGAAGGCUACUCAGUCCAGAAGACAUGAACAAACUCAUGUUUUUGAAGUCCAACAUGCUUUAAGACUGUCUUUUAAUUAAAACAAAACUUUAAAACACUGUUCCAAACAAAGAAAAGAAUUUUAAGUUCUAAACACUGUGGACCUCAUUAUGAAUGCCCCUGGAAACCAAGUGCU